Molecule: messenger RNA, 870 nt
Organism: Lagenorhynchus albirostris (white-beaked dolphin)
Lineage: Eukaryota; Metazoa; Chordata; Mammalia; Artiodactyla; Delphinidae
Gene: IYD
Product: iodotyrosine deiodinase
Exons: 5
Coding region: 1-870 (289 amino acids)
Biological process (GO): thyroid hormone metabolic process
Molecular function (GO): oxidoreductase activity
Source: RefSeq, a predicted model, not a curated record
AUGUUUCUUCUGACUUCAGUCUUGGUAGCAGUUGUCUGCCUUUUGAUGGUGUGGAUCUUUCAAAAUGCUGAUGGAGGAACCCAGAGAAGGAAGGGGGAGCCUAGAGCCAGGGCCGAGGCUCGCCCCUGGGUGGAUGAAGACUUGAAAGACAGCACUGACGUCCACCAGCUGGAAGAAGACGCUGAUGACUGGCAAGUGUCAGAGGAAGAGGUGGAACACAUCCCAUUCUCCCACACCCGGUAUCCUGAGAAGGAAAUGCUUAUGAGAUCCCAGGAAUUUUAUGAACUUCUCAAUAAGAGACGGUCUGUUAGAUUCAUAAGUAAUGAGCAAGUCCCAAUGGAAGUGAUUGAUAAUGUCAUCAAAGCAGCAGGAACAGCCCCAAGUGGGGCCCACACAGAGCCCUGGACCUUUGUGGUUGUGAAGGACCCAGACGUGAAGCAUAAGAUUCGGGAGAUCGUUGAGGAGGAAGAGGAAAUAAACUACUUGAAGAGGAUGGGACCUCAAUGGGUUUCAGACCUGAAGAAACUGAGGACCAACUGGAUUAAGGAGUACUUGGACACAGCGCCUAUUUUGAUUCUCAUUUUCAAACGAGUACACGGUUUUGCUGCAAAUGGCAAGAAAAAGAUCCACUACUAUAACGAGAUCAGUGUUUCCAUCGCAUGUGGCAUCCUCCUAGCUGCCCUGCAGAACGCGGGACUGGUGACUGUCACGACCACUCCUCUCAACUGUGGCCCCCGUCUGAGGGUGCUCCUGAACCGCCCUGCAAAUGAAAAGCUGCUAAUACUGCUCCCUGUGGGGUACCCCAGCAAAGAGGCCACGGUGCCUGACCUCACACGGAAACCUCUGGAUCAGAUCAUGGUGACUGUGUAG